AUGACGAGCACACCUGGCACCGUCCAGGUUACCACACCCAAACGCGUAUCCAAGAUGCCCUCCAACCAGGUCAAUGUGAAUGAUCUCCUCAACUUUACGCUGCCCCCGAGGCAGUCGCGACCCACCACGAAUUUACCGCGCAGGAGUAGGAAGACGGGCACUGCGCAGGGCGUAUGGAAUAAGGAACGGUUUGUCAAUGCACAGUACAGGUUUGUUAUGAACCCCACAGGCGAUUAUACGGUACACUUCGCUGACCCGGACAUCUUCUUCCAAUGGCAUGAUAUUCUGCAGGUCGUAGUACCUCGCUCGUCGGCUUUGGCGGCGGCGGCGGCUUCUGGAGAGCUCGCUACCCAAGAGGAAGGCUACACGACCUGCCCAAUCUGUCUCUCACCUCCUGCAGCACCUCGAAUGACCAAGUGUGGUCAUGUGUUUUGUCUCCCUUGCAUCCUGCACUAUUUAAGCACAUCAGAGAACAAAUGGGCACGGUGCCCGAUUUGCUUUGAUUCGGUGAAUGAGAGGCAACUGAAGAGCGUCAAGUGGUACACUGGACCCGCACAGUUAGACGAAGACACUGACACUAGCCACCCCCACGCGUCGUCGUCGUCAUCUUCUGUGGUCAAUGACGCCUUCGAGACCAGUCCGAAGGAGGGAUCAUCACUCCUUAUGAAACUCAUCCAGCGGCCUCAAAUCACCACACUUGCCCUUCCUCGCUCUCAUACAUGGCCCUCCGACUUGUUAUCUCCACAUCAAGCACCCUUCCACUUCCUACCCGAUGUUUUCAGCUUUGCAAAGUUCAUGCUCGCAACACCAGCGUAUCUCAUAUCUGAUCUAACUCAAGAUUUGGAUGAGCUGGCAUCUGAACGGCGGAUGCUGUCGGCGAUGAACGAUCCUCUAGGCGUGAUGUUCAUAGACGGUGCCGAUCGGAAAGUUCGAGAGCAGAUUGCCAAAGCUGCUGCUCUGGAGACACCGCUUCUCAAGGAACAGAUCGAGAAGACGCAGAGAGACCUGCUGGAGAUUGAAGAGCGCGUCGCUUACCAGGCGCGUCGAAAGAAGGCUGAAGAGGAUGCAGCUCUGAUUACGGCAGAGCCUUCAUCGGAGGUUCCGCAUGACUUCCUUGCUUUUCGUUCCAAUGGCCUGAACAGCCAGUUGCCACAAGUGCAACCUACACCGACGCCGUCCCGACAACCUUCACAAGGUCGUAAUCAACCCCGCCAGCGUCGAAAUAUUAACCCUCCACCUCCAUCAACGUCCGCGUACUAUUAUUACCAAGCCGCAUCCGGCCUUCCCCUCUUCCUCCAUCCUCUAGACAUCAGAAUCCUUCUUUCCCACUUCCACAGCUACUCCUCAUUCCCCGAUGUUAUCACUGUGCGCGUCGAUUCCGUGGCUGAAGGCACUGUAAACGACGACCUCCGCAAGCGGUGUAAGUACCUCGCGCAUAUGCCUGAGGGUGCAGAUGUCGUCUUUGUCGAGGCCGACUUGACGGGCGUUGUAGGCAAGGAAGGUUUGAAGAACUUCGAGGGGCCCUUGAAGAUGCGCACCGCGCGGAGAAAGGAGAAGAGCAAGAAGGAGGACAGAGCAAGGAUGCGUGCGGAGGACAAGGAACGCGAGAGGAUCAACCAGAGCUGGUCUGCGGCGUGGUCAGGCGCGUCUGUGGCCUCGUCGACUCCCAUAAACCUGGCUGACCUACCCACGGAGGAUUUCUCUGCGCUGGGGGACGUGUCUGUACCUGUGCAGCCGCAGCUUGCUACCGCACACCCAACGACCCCGGUACAGACCUCGGGGGCAUGGGGUGGAAGGAGCUUUGCGUCCGCCAUCCAUUCGAACUCGCCUCGUCCGGCCACCGGCGCUCAGCGAUCGAGGGUGCAGGCUACGGAGGAUGAGUGGGACCUUGAUGUCGCGUGGCAUGAGCUAGAACAACAGAACGGCGGCGGUGGGAGGAGGAAACGCGCUAACAAGCUGGUUGUGCUUGGAAGUGGAGGCGGUGGUGCAAGACGGCGAUGA
Cyclocybe aegerita is the source of this 2001-nucleotide messenger RNA. The record is from the annotation of a GenBank genome assembly. Lineage: Eukaryota; Fungi; Basidiomycota; Agaricomycetes; Agaricales; Hemipholiotaceae.